Molecule: messenger RNA, 3347 nt
Organism: Cydia splendana
Lineage: Eukaryota; Metazoa; Arthropoda; Insecta; Lepidoptera; Tortricidae
Product: girdin-like
Exons: 1
Coding region: 117-1901 (594 amino acids)
Source: RefSeq, a predicted model, not a curated record
CAAAUUAAUAUUUGUUGUGAUUGUACAAUAUGAAUUUAUAAAAUAGGAUUUUUACGUUAUGUAGAUAAGUCGUAUGUGAUAUUAGAUGAAAUAAUAGUAAACCAUCAAAAAAUAGAAUGGUUUACUAUUACACAUCAGGAAAUGUGAAGAUGGUAAGAAAUAUAUUAAUUGAUUAUGGCUCUGCGGUGGCAGUUGCGCCCCACGAAUACAUGAAGAUGUACAUCGAGAAGUGUCCGAAAGACACGGAAGAUUCCAAACUAGGCUGGGUUGCCGAAACGUUUCUAGGUAUUCAGAAGCAUGGUCAGUUCUUGAAAGACAUAGCUUUUCACCUGCGUGAGGAUCUUUCAGGUGAAGACAAAGACUUUUUCAUGAUUUUGCUGCACGCUGUAAUCUUUCAAAUCAAACCUAAGGACGUGCAUCUUCUUUACAAAUGUCUGUUUAAUUUAAGCAAGCCUUUGUUGGAUACGUUUACUUCCUUCUUCAGAAACAACGAAGUGUUGACUUUUUUGGCACACGUUGGUGAAGAUUAUUAUGAUGCAAAUUAUAUUACCGCAAAAAUUACAAGUCCCUUAUAUGCGUGGCAACCUCACAUGAGCGAAAUGGCUAAAACUUUUGCAGCAUAUGUUAAGAAAAUGGAAUCCCGUAGGAUAAAGCCACUAACUGUGCCAAUAGCACCUACUGUGUUGAAUAGGAAAGGACUACGUUCAGCCAGUCGCGCAACUCGUCCUUUACCUUCAUCACCAGUCUCGUUACCUCAAGUGUCAAAACCUAAAACAAAACGGAUUGUAUCCAGAAAUGAUUUAGAUGAAAAAUUGAAAAAAAGCUAUGAGAAAAAUAAACAGAAGGCCAACUAUUUAUUAAACGAUGUUAAAAAUAUAGAAUGUCAUUAUGCUAUGGAUAAAUCGAAAGCAUAUUUUCAAAAACUACAUAGUAUUGAAGAAGAAAUAAAAGACUCAAUAAAGCCAUUACCGAAAGUACAAAGCACAUACUCAAUAAAAAAAAUAUGCCGACCAGUUAGAGAAACUGCAGCCACCAUCAAGCGGCUGAAUAAAAGAAUUCAAUUAGCUGAACAAGAAGAAGUUCAAUGGUUUAACAAUGUUAUAAACUGCAAAAAUACUGCAAAAAUUGAGGAAUUACAAGAAUUUAACCGCCAAGAGAACGAAAGAGAACGAUUACUUGAUAUAGAAAAGAAACAUUUAAAGGGCCAAAUUUCAUAUGAGGAAGCAUUAUUGGCUAAACAAAGAGUCGUUGUUGAAAAUAAAAAGAAAUAUGAACAGUUCCUGAAAGAGAAAGAAAUGUGGAAUGAAGAAAUAGAGAAGUGGAGAAAAAACCAAAUAAUUAUAAAUCGCAAAAAAAUGGAAAAAUUGUCUCUGUUAGAGUUAAAUGUAUUGCAAGCAAAACACAAUAUUGCAUUGAAAAAUAAAGAAGCUGCUGAAAAUUUUAAGAGGCGGAAUCAAAGAUUGUUAGAAAAAGCUUUAAGAGAUAAACAGGAUGAGUUAGACCGCAGAGUCAAAAUGAUAAAGGAGUUUAAAAUUCUUGCUAUAAUAGCGAAAAAAGCAAAAGUACCAAAAAUUAUAGACUUGACAGAAACAUCUGGCUUAGGUUUACUGUGUGAGAUGUCAAUGGCAGAACUUCAAGAAAGAGUAAAUGCAAUGAAAAUAGGUUUACAUGAUGAACUAGAACGAAAAAAAAAUACUAUAAAAGCAGUGAAUGAAGAGAAAAAAGAAGAGUUAAAAGAAACAAAGAAGAACAUCGAAGUUUACAUGAACGAAAAAGCUACAUUGAGAAGAAAUAUCAAAACUAACACUUCUAGCACUCAAAAUGCGUCUUCAAAGGAAAUAGACGAUUUGAAGAAAACUUUAAUGGAAAAACGGAAAUUAAGAAUGAAAAUGUCUAAGUAACGUUUCUGUGCGUCUAGUGCGGUACGUGUGAGUUUUUUAUACUAGUUAUAUAUUAAAUAUAUUAAAACCGGUUCAGUCACGUAUUUUAAGUCGAAAAACGCUCGACAUGUCGACGUGAGUGACCCGUUUUUAAUUUAUUUAAUAUGUCUGUGUCUCAGGGAAGUUUUAUUAAUUUAAUUUUAAUGAAUUUAGAAACGAGUAUCUGAUUUCUUUUUUGUAAUACAUAUGUAUAGUUAUAUAUAUCUCUGUGUAUAUUAAUAACAUAAUAGCUACAAUUAUUUAUUUUAUAACAUAUUCAAGUUUUUCAAUUCGAAAAUACUGCCAAAGAGAUUUUUAUGUAUUAUGUAUGAAAUAAGUAGCUUUUAUGAGUAUGAUCAUAUGUCAGUGACAUAAUAACUUUUUUUUAUUAAAAAUAAUUAUAUACUUUGUUUUAGUUACUUAUCCAUUACUGGAUAUUUGUCGAAUUUUGUAACCGGGCUCCUUUGUGUCAAAUCCGGUAGUUCUGAUUUUUUGCAGACUUAUUUAUGAUGUUGGCCCAAUGAAUAAUACAAGUUUGUGACUUCGAGCGCCGAAGGCAACUUUGACAAAUAUUAUUUUACAUUUGGGCGAUUAUAACCCUAAAGGACUAGUUUUUGAUAGUGCCUUCUUUAAAGUGGACUAGAUUGGCUACAGUACGAGACUAGAAUUGUCUCUGUACAUUUAAUAGCUUGGCACAAUUGUUUCUAAGGUCAAAAAAAGCUGAUUUGAGGCGGUAGACACGAGAUCGUGCCGUGCCUGCCCCUCAAAAAGGGGGAAAUGGUCGGCUGCUCAGGUGCAAUCUAUGCUAUAUGUCUUCCUGCUCUUAGUAACUAGGGCAAGUUAUAUAUAUACUUUUCAUAUAAUUUAAGGACGAACACAUUAUAUUCAUACUUUUAAAACGCCAAGUUAAGUGUUUUUUUUUCCAUUUUUAACCUUUGACUUUGGCCAUAAUUACAUUUCUAUGGAAAUCGUCACUCAAUCCGCUACAUAUUUUUCCAAAAAAAUGUAUGACUGCCUGCUUUGAAGUGAUACUUUAUAGAAUAAGGAAUCCCUAAAUUAUAUGAAAAUUAUGUAUUACUUGCCCUAGUUGCUAAGAGCAGGAAGAAAUAUAGUAUAGAUUGGACUUGGUGACCCGACCCUUGCGCCUCCCUUUUUGGGGGGUAGGCACGGUACGAUCUCAAGCUACCUGGCACCUGGCCAAAUCAGCUUUGUUUGACCUUAGGAACAAUCGUUCCAAGCUGCAUCGCCUGAGACAAAAGUGCAUACUCACCGCACUUACUUACCCUACGAAUACAAUUUCAAAAAAUUAAAAAAAAUUGAUAGGUUUUAUUUCGGAAACUACUAGAUGUACAGAGACAAUUCUAGUCUCGUAUCGUAGCAAAUUUAGUCCACUUUAAAAACGCCCUGAGAAGGCACUAUCAAAAACUA